AUGCACUGACCAGCUGUUAAUCUGAUGACCAUUUAUAGAUGUUAAUUACAGCAUAGGUGGAAUAAGGUGAUGUACUGUAAUCAUAUUUUAUGACUGGAGGAAAGAUAAUUCACUGUAUAUAAGAGCUGGUCUCUGUCGUCUUCAGCAUCCUCACUCAGACCGACACUGAGAAAGAAGAAGAGAAAAUAAUCCUCCAGCAGGUUAUUAUCAACUGAGACGUCUGCAUCAUCUCCAUCAUGAAGACUCUGACUGUGACUGCACUUCUCUGUGCCGUGAUGGCGCUGACCACCGCUGCUACUCUUUCAGAGGUGAAGGAUGUACAGGAAGCUCUGGAAAAACCUGGAGAAGGAGAGCAUCAAGUCGUUGAGAGGUCAACAUCUUGUCCUGGUGGUUGGAGAAAGAUCAAUGGUCGCUGUUUCCUCUACGUCCCACGAGCCCUGAAUUGGGCUCAAGCUGAGAGAAACUGCCAGUCCAUGGGUGCAAACCUUGCCUCUGUAUAUCGAGCUGAGGAGGACCAUGAGCUUCAAAGGAUGAUCAGAGAUGUAACUCAUGGACAUCCACGGACAUGGAUCGGAGGAUCUGAUGCUGCAAUGACGGGUGUUUGGCUCUGGAGUGAUGGUACCCCUUUCAGAUUUUCCUACUGGUGCAGCGGAGAGCCGAAUAACCGGGGCAAUGAGCACUGUGUAGAGAUGAAUGUUGGAGGCAGUAAAUGCUGGAAUGACCUGAGUUGUCACUACAACCGUCCGUCUGUCUGUGCCAAGAACAUCUGAAGACUCCUGGUGUGACACAGAAGCAUGCAGUCCCUGCAAAAAGCACAAACGAUGGCGGAUGUGUGUUUGUGUGUGUUUGCAAACUCGUCUCUCUUCAUGCCGUCAGUCUCAAAUGUAACCUGAAGGCUCUUAUAUCUGAUUUCAUAUCUUUAUUUUUCUUUUCUAUCGCUGUAACGCUACUCAAGGAAUGAAGCGACAUGUAAAGUAAAGAGAAGCUGGAUGGUGUCUGAGGCCUCGUGCCUUUAAUCAGAGCACACUGAAUGUGUUGUGGAAAGAAUGCUUUUAGCUCAACCUUACAUAUAUUGUGAACUGUUCUUUCUUUACUCCUGCAAAAUUAAAGUCUCAAG
Centropristis striata (black sea bass) is the source of this 1117-nucleotide messenger RNA. RefSeq names its product ladderlectin-like. The record is from RefSeq and is a predicted model, not a curated record. The transcript is spliced from 7 exons. NCBI's taxonomy places the organism in Eukaryota, Metazoa, Chordata, Actinopteri, Perciformes, Serranidae. Bases 237 to 770 code for a protein of 177 amino acids.